AUGGAUGACGGAAAGUGUCAAGGCGGUUCUCCCUGCGAAUACUGUAUUCGAACCAAGAAAACAUGCCUCCCUCAGGUCAUACCAGCCGCCAAAGCGCAGUUCAUCAUCUCUACGCCCGACGAGCAGGCCUUGCAAGUUGUGGCAAAGGUUCCUGUCCAGGUCGACACGCACUUAGACACCCUCUACUUGGAUUACUUUGACCUCUUUUUGAAGCGCUGUCAGUUUACAGCAGACUUCAACAACUUGGGUGCCGACCUUCUGCCACUGAUCCAAACAUGCCUGCCGCUUGGACAGGUGACCAUGGCGAUUGGCGCCCUCGAAGCGAGCAGGUACGCGACGGUGAAGGCUUCUCAUGGGCGGCAGUCGCCUCAAAUCGCCGCCUUCUCAUCCUAUGGAGCCUCGACCAGGGCCCUCCAGGGGCUGCUGCAUUCACCAGACGCAUUACAUUGCGAAGGCGUCUUAUGGUGUACGUUGCUUCUCGGAAUGUUCGAGCUCAUGACUGAAAUGUCUGGGGACCGAUGGGCCAGACACAUGCUGUACGGUACGGCUAGGAUCAUCCAAGCUUCUGGGAUCACAGCCCCGUCUGGUCAGCUCGUCAAGACACUCUUUGCGGCAUUCAGGCCACUUGAGGCGCACCGUGCCAUUCUAUACGGCGAGUCAACAUUCCUGUCACAGGAUACAUGGAUCAGAUGUCGGCGCCAUCCUACUGCAAUUCUACCCAGCCCAGUGGACUGGAUCUUCGACCUUGUGGUUGAGAUGUCUUCCUUUAGCAAGACCUUCUUCGACCGCGUCGAGUCUAUCCCAGAGACACUACGACCUCAGCGUCCGGAGAUACACGUACUGGCUGAGGAAGGCCAAUGUUUUCAGCACAAACUCCAAAGCUGGCGCGACCAGACCACACCUCUCGUCGAUUACUCAGAACCAUACUGCAAACUUGCUAUAGUGAAUUACCACGCACUCCAGUUGUUUCUGUGCAUGAAUUAUACCUACUACACAUGUUGGGAAGACCUAGACAUCCCCUCAAUGACCUCGGCUCAGAUCGAGAUUCGCGUCAAUGCCGUGGUAGCUCUGUCCAGUCAAAUCCUCGAACACUCGAACCUACCGGGGGUAUUGUUACUGUUUCCUCUUCGAAUGGCGGGUGCCAACGCCGCGAAGUCUUCACAACGAGAUGAGGUAGUGAGGUUGCUCGAUAGAAUAUCACAAAAAGGAUUCGUAGUCGCAGAGAGAAUCAAGGUGGAUCUGAGGGAGCUAUGGGAAUAUCAGCAGCGUGUAGCAAACAGCGAGAUAUAA
Molecule: messenger RNA, 1290 nt
Organism: Thyridium curvatum
Lineage: Eukaryota; Fungi; Ascomycota; Sordariomycetes; Thyridiales; Thyridiaceae
Exons: 3
Coding region: 1-1290 (429 amino acids)
Source: RefSeq, a predicted model, not a curated record